This is a messenger RNA of Pecten maximus, 1776 nucleotides long. RefSeq lists its product as uncharacterized. Bases 37 to 591 code for a protein of 184 amino acids. The transcript has 2 exons. The record is from RefSeq and is a predicted model, not a curated record. NCBI's taxonomy places the organism in Eukaryota, Metazoa, Mollusca, Bivalvia, Pectinida, Pectinidae.
CGAUAGCGGUUCGUUAUCAAACAGCGAUCCACCGAAAUGUCCCAUGGUGACUAUUUACCGAGACCAAAACCUCCUCAGGAUUACGAAGAUGCUUCCGCUGCAGCAGAGAAGCGUGAUAUGGCCAGUAAAUUUGGGGGAACUUACCUUCCACCUGGGAAGCUUUAUCGUGACCCAAAUGAAAUAAGCUCCUCAAAUGCAAAGGAAUCGCUGAUGAAAAAACUAUUGGAUGAUGCUGAAAGAGACGAUCACAGAAAGUCUUUCGAGAUUAUGACGAAGGGAGCUGUAGACAUGCGGUCUAUGUCGAUGCAAGACAGAUUAUUAACGUCUGCAAAGAUGAAUCCUUUGGUUCCUUUAGGAUUAUUAGGCAGCAUCCUCACAUUAUUUGUUGGAGUACGAUCUGCAUAUAAAGGACAAACCAACAAAAGCUAUAGAUUGAUGAAUGUAAGGUUUGGAUUUGGAGUAGUAACUGUUGUUGCUUUGUUUGGUUGGCAACAUUUGCAGAAGCGGAUAUUUCAGGAUCGUUUGCGUGCCCUUAAAAAAGAGUUACUAGAGGAACUUGGCGAAGAUGAAAGUUCUUUGAAUGUACAGUAAAAGUGAAUGAGGAGCUUGAACUAUCAACAAAGACACAUACAUAAAUACAAACUGAUGUAUGGCCCUCCCCAGGCAACCAAUAUCAGUUGGAACUAAAAUGUAUAUACUUCCUGCAGAUGAGAAUUUGUUGGUGUUUAAAGAUGCAUUUGAGUUUAUAAUUAAUCUGAACAGACAGCGGAGCCUGGGAUAUUAAUAUUAACAUAAUUUCUAACAUUAUACAAGUAUUAAACUGUUGUUUAGGCCUUUUUAGUCAACAGUAUAAUUUCUUUUCCUCCCCAACGUGUUAGAACCACAGAACUCAAAGGGGAAAUAGUUUCGGCCGUUGACUGAUAUCAAAGGCACGAAAUGUCUUUUGCUACCAGCUGAAUAACCCAAAAUUAUCAGAUAUAGGCCAAUUAAAGUGUCAUUACUUCUUAGACAAUCGUGAUCAGGAAGAUACUUCAUCACGAUAAUUUAAAUGCUUUAACACAUUCAGAUGUUCCACAUGCACCAGUCAACAGUUUUGUCUGUUGACCAAAUUUUACAAUUUUCCUGAUUUCUUUAACCGACUUGGUAAUCUUUAUAAUAUCAGUCAAACUUACUAUGCGCUAGGUCAUCUAUCGGAUGAAAACUUGAUUUAUUUUGUAUUGAUUUAUUCACAAACAACUAGGUACGUAUACUGUAAAUGUACUAAUUUUGGCACACUCAAAUUUUCAUUCAUUUCCAAAUUAUAAGAAAUUAGCGCAAUGAAGAAUUGGCACAUUCUCUUAUUUUCUGUAAGAAUAGCACAUAGGUAAUGUAAUCCAUGCAACCAUAAUUUAGUGAGAAAAAAAGGCUAAAAUGAGAUUACCAUUAAAAUAUGUAUGUUUACAGUAUAUUUAUAAGUUAGUAAAACUGAUGUGAAUUGGAGAAAUCAAUAGAGAAUAGGAAAUUUUAAAACAAGUCGGUGAUCUUUGGGAAUUCUUUGUCCAUUCCGAGAUACAGAAGUGAUAAUAAUAGUAUACAUUUUGUAGUAUCAACAGUCUAAUCUAAGAGUUGUAAUAAUAUGAAUAACUGAUUUGCUUAAUUAUGAAAUCUUUUGCAAUUACAAAUUUUGUAAAGUCAGAUGUUGACUAGUGAGUUUGUUUAUGAAUAGGUGUGGAGUAACAUGUAUGUUUAUUGUGAAUGAUCUUGAGUGAGAAUAAAAUGUUUUGUUUUACAUUUGCA